AUGGGAACAAUUACAACAACCGCCCUAUAUCCUCGCACCGAGGGUAAGAAAUUCGAUAUCGAUUAUUACAUUGGGAGACACCUGCCCUUGGCUGAGAAAAUUUGGGGCCCGUUAGGCAUGAAAGAUUGGUCUGUCGUGGCUUUCAAGGACGAUAAGGCCGGCAACAAGCCUCUUUACCGAUACAAGGUCGUGUCACGAUGGACAAGCAUUGAUGCCAUCAAGAAGGCCACAACGACUGCUGAAGGAAAGGCAGUGCUGGAUGAUGCUGUCAAUUACACUGACGAGGUACCGAUUGUUCUGGUUGGGGAGGAGAACUGGAGUAAAUCCGUUGAUCUUGCUCGUGACUGA
Messenger RNA from Clonostachys rhizophaga, 348 nucleotides. The record is from the annotation of a GenBank genome assembly. NCBI's taxonomy places the organism in Eukaryota, Fungi, Ascomycota, Sordariomycetes, Hypocreales, Bionectriaceae.